AUGGGUCAAUCUCAUUCUAAGAAACCACAAUGGCCGUCUUCUCUAGAUUUAAUUGACUUCCGUCGCCAGAUCCAAGCAGGUGACUUAAUUCUGAUUAGCACAUCCGUUCCACUUGAAACUGAUAUGAAAAUUCCUCCGACUCUUCUACACUGUAUUGAGUAUAACUUACACAAUAGGACUUCUGUGAGCACUCAUAGGAAUUUUCCAUUACAUUACAUUAGAAUUUAUAUCGCUUAACGUCCACUACGGGGUUACAACUCCAGGUUUAUCACUCGCCUUUCGUCGCAUCGGGCCCACCAGUCUGCUGGAGACAAACUCGCUUUGAUCACCAGGGUGCUUCCAGGGGCAAAUGUCCACGUCUUCGACGGCUCAUGGAUGAGCUACUUGCUUGUACAUGGGUUGCUUUUCCGAAAAACCCAAAAAAUGGAUUUUUCUGGUCGGCUAUCGGCAAAAAGGAAAAAUGCAAAGCCUGGGACGUAACGCCCAGUUUCACGCUAGGGAGUUGCCCGAAUGGUCCAGAGGACUUUGCUGGGCUUCCCCUUUCCAACCUUGCACCCUCCUUCCCCACGAGGAAAAAUCCACCCCUGAGAAUAGACUUGGGCUAGGCUCUGAAAGCUACCAGAAUGCUUACCUAGCAUUGCUGUCCAUCUCUGAAAUGGUAAAACCUUGCCGGAUAUAAUUAAAAUAUGAGUCGAGGCUGCAUGGCCGGGAGGCCAUGCCCAGACGAAGACGCCAUAUUUUAAUUAUCCAUAGGAAUUUUCCAGUAUGAGAUUCAGCAGGAAUUGUAGUGGAUAUGGCAUUGGGAGAUAACGAUAAAGGCGGAAAAUGCAUACUUGAACUUACACAGAAUGGUUUUGUGGAAAGUGAGUUUUUGGGGAGAAUGGCUGAAUUAAAAAGGAAACAACAUCGCAUUGCAGUUAGAUUUAUGGGAACAGAAAGAACAGCUGACUUUAGAGAAAAAUUGAAGUAUAUUGCGGAUUAUUUGAAUGGAAAAUCUCUGGAAGAUAUGACUGGGACUGAGGUUUAUAACGAAGUGAGAAGAAAAGUGGAUGAAAUAGUAGAAACAAGAACCAGGGAAUCUCAAAUUUAUGAUGAGCUUAAAAAAGCAUUUUAUAUGACCGUCACUGAUCCUAAUGAGCUAGCUAUCAAUAAAGGCCAAGUGCUAGACUUGCUGAGAGCGAACAAACCAUUGGAAAAAUCCCUAUUUACUUAAAAACCCACCUGCCGUGAGCGAACAAAAUUUUAUUUUAAACAGCCUGUGUUUUAAAGCAUAGAUUUACAAAUUAAAUUAAUAUUUGCUUCCAAUUUUUUGCGAAUUUGGAUAUUUUUAAAAAAAUUAACCCCAAACAAAAUUUUUUUCUAACUCAUGGAGAUGGGGGAGUGAGAGAAAUUUACCGGACUCAGAAUGGAUGUAGACUCAGAAAAACUAUUAGAGGAGCUAAAGCUGCCAGAAAGCGCCACUUAUGAAGAGUUCAAAGAAGCCUGGGCAGAUGGACCUGGAAGAAAACUACUAUCUGAGGAAUUUUAUGAGCCUUCUUUGCUGGUUGGGCAGCUCAUCCGGUAUAUUUAUCUUCACACCAAUGUGAUAUACGAGCUUGAAACUUCCAGACCAAUGGCGCUCACUCCAGACGAUUUUGCAACUCCUGCCGAUUUUGACACAGCCCUGGGCCCUGCCUUUAGGAAUGUCAUGCUGAAGACUUUCCCCAACAUCACAUUCGGCCCUCAUAUUCAAAUUAUGCUUUAA
Messenger RNA from Blepharisma stoltei, 1744 nucleotides. Lineage: Eukaryota; Ciliophora; Heterotrichea; Heterotrichida; Blepharismidae. The record is from the annotation of a GenBank genome assembly.